AUGCUGGGACCUCCCCCUGCCAUGUGCUUGCUUGUUUGUGUGCCAGCGUGCCACGCCGUCGGGAACCUCAUCAGGACCAAUAGCCUCAAGCACGGGGAUAAUCGACUAGUUAUCUCCUGCAAAAUCAAAAGAAGGGAGAAGGGCAAAUACCCUAAACAAGGCAGCUUUGAGAUGCAGGCCUUACCCAACACCGGGCCCAUGCCCCCGGGCUACGGGGAACCCACCACAGCCCUACCGCUUCUCGCCUUUGACAACGGCGAAAACACCGAGUUUGACUACUCCACCUUCCUCCAGGACCAACAGGACAUCGAUUACCUUGCCGAGGACAGCUCGGGGUCGGGGGGCUUGCCCAUCGCCACACCUUCGCCGUCGUCAACCUUCUCGGACCAGCCUUUCCAGCCACAACCACUCGCGCCGCGACAGCAGCAACAACUUUCCCCGGCUUCGGCUCGUCAACGUGGUUGCGGCACGGGUAGGGACAGUAGUGGGAGCCAUGAGGACCGGCCAGUGUCCAAGCAGCGACUAGAACGGCGGGGGCAUACCAAGAGCAGGAGGGGCUGCUUCAACUGCAAGCGGCGGAGGAUUAAGUGUCAAGAGACAAAACCCGCAUGCGGGCACUGCGUGAAGCAAGGUCUCAAAUGCGAGUACCCCACGCUGCCGACCAUCGUGCAUCAGUACGAAUACCUAAUGCACGCCAUCCUGGGGUACUCGGCCUCCGAACUGAUGGCCUCCUCCGACCCCUCCCUCGCCGAGGCCGCCAUGUCGCACCGCUACAAAGCCGUCAAGGCCAUCAAAAAGGCGCUCACUCCACCACCCACCUCCCCGGCCGCUCCCGUCGCCGGCAGCAGCAGCAACAACCUUCCCACCAACCUCCCCACCCCUCCCAACAACAGCAACAGCAGCAACAACGGCCGCUCCUUCGACGACACCAUGUUCGAAGAAGGCAACGCGCUCAUGGCGACCUGCUUCGCGCUCACCUACCAAUCAGUACUCCUCGAGGACGGCAUGGCCGAGUUCAUGACCUUCAUCCGCGGCAUCAUGAUCGUGGCCAUCCACAUGUACUGCCGGGGCGCUAACCUGCUGUUCGGCCACCUUCUCGGCGACCGCCAGACCCAGAUGCUGGAGCCGCACAUGCGGGACCUGGAUUUGAUCGAUGCGGGGCUGACGGCAAGGGCGGUGGCGGCGGUGGAGGGGUUGCGGGGGCUGGUGGAUGGGGUGGAGGGCAGGGAGGUGGAGAGGAGGUAUUGGGAGAUGAUUGGGGAGAUGGCGAGGAAUUUGGGGGUGAGUUCGUGGAAGGAACACUACGGGUGGUGGAUGAUGCUGCCGCACGCCAAGUUCCAGCCGCUGGUGGACCCCAACAACCAGGUGGCGCUGGUGUUGAACGCGCACUGGGUCGCGCUCGAGCAGAUCAUGGCGCCCAUCUGCGAGGCCGAGCAGCGCGUGUCGGCCGCCAUGUCCAGCGGCCGCUCGUCGUCCAAGACGGGCGCCAGCCUCGGCAACAUCCGCUGGCUGCGCUACAUCAACGCUCAGGUCGACGCCGACCACCGCCCCUAUAACGAGUGGCCCAUGUGGGUCGAGGCGCAGCUCGCGAAGGAUAUGACUUGCUUUGGGAAGACUAUGUGA
Molecule: messenger RNA, 1623 nt
Organism: Chaetomium globosum CBS 148.51
Lineage: Eukaryota; Fungi; Ascomycota; Sordariomycetes; Sordariales; Chaetomiaceae
Exons: 4
Coding region: 1-1623 (540 amino acids)
Biological process (GO): regulation of transcription by RNA polymerase II
Molecular function (GO): DNA-binding transcription factor activity, RNA polymerase II-specific; zinc ion binding
Source: RefSeq, a predicted model, not a curated record